Messenger RNA from Betta splendens (Siamese fighting fish), 1821 nucleotides. RefSeq lists its product as uncharacterized. Lineage: Eukaryota; Metazoa; Chordata; Actinopteri; Anabantiformes; Osphronemidae. The record is from RefSeq and is a predicted model, not a curated record. The transcript is spliced from 7 exons. Gene Ontology annotation, biological process: inflammatory response; cell-matrix adhesion. The coding region runs from base 99 to 1520 and encodes 473 amino acids.
UCACAGCCUCGGCCCCGCUCUUUAACCCCAGUCGACAGUCUGCAGCUCCCGUCCUCCCUCCUCACCGCUGCUGGAUUCAGCCUGAUUGAUGAGUCCUAAUGAGUUUGGGGAGCUUAAACAUGGCUGGAACCUCUCUGGGAGCGCUAUUCUCUCUCCUGUUCCUUGCAUCUAUUACACAAGGGUACAAGGCUGUUGAUCUGUUUUGUUAUGAAUCCUGGCCAGCAGACGUGGGCCAGGAUGUCGCUCUGCCCUGUAGUAUAAAACAGAGAGAUGAUUUCAAGAUCGACAGCAUUCAAUGGACAAAGAAAAUGGGGAAAAAUGAGAAUAAGCUUGCAGUCUAUAGUCCAAUGCAUGGUCUUCAUCAGUUUAUGACUAAUGUGACGAUAGAGACUAUGGAGGACGAUGCAAACAGCUGGCUUGGCUUCCCCGUACGCCUCUCUGCUGUGACUGUAUGGGACAGUGGCGUCUAUAUCUGUGGUAUUACAACGUUUCCUCACGGCCCUCUGAGAUGUGAAACGGAGCUGAAAAUCAAAGACAUUGAUAAAAUCACAUGUGAUGUGAAUGGUACUGUUGAGGCCCUAAGUGGAGAGAAUGUGACCAUCCGCUGUGCAGCCAUUCCUAACAUUCAGUACAGAUGGACCAAGAACCAGAACUUGGUUUCAGACACGGAAUCACUGAAUCUCUGGCAAGUGACUGAAGCCGACACAGGGACUUACACGCUGACUGUCAACACAGGAAGCAAAUAUCUGCACGAGGAGUUUAAUAUCACUGUGCUGACAGUGAGCUUAACAACAGAUCUGUCAACGCGUUCGGUCGUUACCACACAGGCUCCCACCGACUCAACAGUCAGCAGCCUCGGCACCACUUUCCAGCCAUCGUCAACCACUGGACUACAAACCACUGGACCACAAACUACUGGACUGCAAACUACUGGACUGCAAACCACUGGGCUGCAAACCAAUAGCACCAGUGUAACGUGGACCAGGAGCUUGACCUCUGAUGUGACCGACGCUUCCACCAAAGUCAGCAAUGCUACAAAUCCACCUGACGAGCAUAAAACCCCGUUUACAAACAACACCCACUUCAUCACCGCCACCGCAAAUCCACCACUCAACUCUACAUUAAGGUCCAGCAGUGCAGCGUUCAACCGAACACACGCAACGACCAGCGGCGGGAUGCUAAAUGCGUCUGCGACUCAGCCAAACAAUGUUACCGCGAAUGCGCCAGAGGAGUCCAGCAUCACGGACAAUCCUGCAGCAGAACACACCACUAAACCAAGAGUAGAAGGUAAUGAGCGGAGUCAUCUUCUGGUGUUAAUAAUGGUUCCAUUGCUGCUAUUGAUCGCUGUGGUCGCCUUUCUCAUCAGGAGACGCGUAAUAAAACAGAGGAUGGACCUGCCGCCUUCAUUCAAACCCCCUCCUCCUCCAGUCAAGUAUGCAGCUGCAGUCUACCAACGGCGUGAGAUUUCUGCUACCUCUUACCCCGUUUCAAGGUGUAACUCGCUAGCAGAGUGCAUAUGAUAUAUAUAUUUAUAUUUAUAUAUGGUGGUUUGCAUGAUAUAUUGCACAGCAGUGUAUCCGGCCUCAAGUACAGAAGUACAAAAUGUGAAGCUCACAUAUAACUGUGGUCAGUUUCUGGUACAGUUACAGUAGCUAAAUGUAGGUUGUGUGUAUAUACUGUACGUGAGCUGUGGUACAUGCUAUUGUCUCUUAGAUGUUUCGAUUGUUUUGGCCGUAUUGGUCACAGUGAAAAUGACGUUGAUUGUAUUAAAUGGAAUAACGAAAAGUUUGUGUCACCUGAAAAUAAACUUUGUAAACUUUA